Molecule: messenger RNA, 1041 nt
Organism: Cricetulus griseus (Chinese hamster)
Lineage: Eukaryota; Metazoa; Chordata; Mammalia; Rodentia; Cricetidae
Source: RefSeq, a predicted model, not a curated record
CUAAAUCAAACAUCUCGACUUGAAAUACAGCUACUGGAGAAUUCACUAUCAACAUACAAGCUAGAGAAGCAACUUCUCCAACAAACAAACGAAAUUCUGAAGAUUCAUGAGAAAAACAGCUUACUAGAACAUAAAAUCUUAGAAAUGGAGGGAAAACACAAAGAAGAGCUGGACACCUUGAAGGAAGAGAAAGAAAACCUUCAAGGCUUGGUUACACGUCAGACAUUCAUCAUCCAGGAGUUAGAGAAGCAACUGACCCGAGCCACCACCAACAACAGCGUCCUUCAGAAGCAACAACUGGAGCUUAUGGACACAGUCCAUAACCUUGUCAGCCUCUGCAGCAAGGAAGGUGUUUUGCUAAAGGGAGGAAAAAGGGAAGAAGAGAAACCAUUUCGAGACUGUGCAGAUGUAUAUCAAGCUGGUUUUAAUAAGAGUGGAAUCUACACGAUUUAUUUCAAUAAUAUGCCAGAACCCAAAAAGGUAUUUUGCAAUAUGGAUGUGAAUGGGGGAGGCUGGACUGUAAUACAACACCGUGAAGAUGGCAGCCUGGAUUUCCAAAGGGGCUGGAAAGAAUAUAAAAUGGGCUUUGGGAAUCCCUCUGGUGAAUACUGGCUGGGGAAUGAGUUUAUUUUUGCCAUCACCAGUCAGAGGCAGUACACGCUGAGGAUUGAACUGAUGGACUGGGAAGGGAACCGAGCCUACUCACAGUACGACAGAUUCCACAUAGGAAAUGAAAAGCAGAACUAUAGGUUAUAUUUAAAGGGUCACACGGGGACAGCAGGCAAACAGAGCAGCCUGAUCCUUCACGGUGCUGAUUUCAGCACGAAGGACGCUGACAAUGACAACUGUAUGUGUAAAUGUGCCCUCAUGCUCACAGGAGGUUGGUGGUUUGAUGCCUGUGGCCCCUCCAAUCUAAAUGGAAUGUUCUACACUGCGGGACAAAAUCAAGGGAAACUGAACGGCAUAAAGUGGCACUAUUUCAAAGGACCUAGUUACUCCUUACGGUCCACAACCAUGAUGAUCCGGCCCUUGGACUUUUGA